Cuscuta campestris is the source of this 1409-nucleotide messenger RNA. Lineage: Eukaryota; Viridiplantae; Streptophyta; Magnoliopsida; Solanales; Convolvulaceae. The record is from the annotation of a GenBank genome assembly.
GAAAAAAUCUUUAAUUAUGUUUACAAUUCAAGAAAAUUUGAAUAACGUGGCGGUAGGCUCCUCUGCGUUGAGGAGAUUGAGCUCCCUAUUUUCUCCUCCCUUGCAUCAAUGGACAAACUGGCAAAACUUGUGACCCAAAUAGCCAACACUCCACCCUCUCAGAGCCUAUCCACCCUAUCGCCGCUCCACCUCUCUCUGAUCCCAUUUCUGUCCCUCGCCUCCGCCCUCUACCGACCGGCACUCCACUGCCGGCGACUUCUCUACCGACUUGGGAUCUUACGCCAGCACAGGUUGCCGGUGCCGGUGAUUAGCGUCGGGAAUUUGACCUGGGGAGGCAAUGGCAAGACUCCGAUGGUUGAGUUCAUCGCUCGUUUGCUGGUUGAUUCCCGAAUUCCGCCUCUUAUUCUCACUAGGGGUUAUGGUGGUGCAGAUGAGGUUAAGAUGCUUGAGAGGCAUCUUCAGGGGACGACUGCUAAGAUAGGUGUUGGUGCGAACAGGGCUGCAGUUGCUUCCGAAUUCUUCCAGAGAUAUGGUUAUAUGUGUCGUGAGAAGCUCUCGUCUGAAAAUAGUAAUUGUGCAAAUUCUUAUGGAGAUCAAAUUGGUGCUGCCAUCUUAGAUGACGGAAUGCAGCAUCUUAGUUUGGAGCGUGACAUAGAGAUCGUAAUGGUGAAUGCAAUGGUGCCUUGGGGAAACCAUCAUUUACUUCCUCUCGGACCUUUAAGAGAACCAUUUUCAGCCCUUAACCGUGCUGAUGUUGUUGUAGUCCACCAUGCAGACAUGGUAUCAAAGCACGAUAUUGAAGCCAUAGAGGCAAUGGUUCGAAAAUAUAAUGAAUUGGUUCCAAUAUUCUUCAGCAUGCUGGCUUCUUUGCACUUCAUGAAAGUAGGAAACAUAUCGUACAAAUUGUCUUUGAAGGACAUAUCUCAUACAAUCCUCUUAUGUGUCUCUGCCAUUGGGUUUGCUGAUUCUUUUGUGCGGAGGAUUGAGAAGAUGGGACCAAUGCAUGUUGAUAGACUGGACUUCAGUGACCACCAUCCUUUUCAACCCAAGGAUAUUGACAGGAUAAAAAAGAGACUACAAAAACUGCAAUCUGAAUUUUCUGCAGUUCCAAUUAUGGUGAUAACUGAGAAGGACUAUUAUAGAGAUCCCAAGCUUUUUGAACAUCUGGAUUAUGAAGUACAUGUGCUCUGUUCGCGCUUACAAAUUCUGCCUUUUAAUGGAUGCGAAGACAGCUUCACGAAAUGCUUGAUGCAGCAUCUGGAAUUGCGAUUAUCGGUGUGAUAAUGCAAUCUAAAAGAGAUUAACUUGGCAAAUCUUAAAGUUAAGCACUGCCAUUAGUGUCUUUAAAACACUAACACUAAGCACGUUGAAGUUGAUGCCAAAUGGGCACUUAGAGCUCUUUAGUGGUA